ACAGAUUAUAGUCUACAGAAACGGAUAGAAACCAAGAUAGACACGUCGUGUACUCCAUGAAAUUUAGACAAAAUGUUAUAUCGCCAGCAAUGUAGGUGGAACUGAUACUUCAGAAAGCCCUUGAUUAUCUCAAUUAAGAUAAACGAAACGUUUCGCCCUGUAAGUUAUACAAUGGAUCGAUUCGUUGAAAAAUAAGAAGUCCGUGGUUAGAAACAUGACAACUGCAACUCCGUGUUGACAGCUCAUUUUUAGAGCUGUUAAGUUGUGAAAAUCGAGAGUGAUAAAUAUUUUGUGUCAAACUUAAUAACGACUGUACUGUAAUAAAACAAUGGCUACUCGAAGUUUAACAGAACCUUUCAUUCUUAUGCGCAACAAUGCAUCGCAGACUCGACACAUAUACUCCGAACAGAAUUUGUCGGACAGAAUGGCUCUUGUAGCUCCGGAAUCAAUGACUGGAGGUGACGUCGAGUUAGGGGGUUUGAAUUUGGCUGGAGAUGCACCACCUGCAUGGUCUGAUGCUCUGGAAGAAACCCAAUACAUCCUUAGUAGGCUACGGGCAAAGCUCGCUGAAUUAAAAGAACUCCAUGCAAAGCACUUGACCAGGCCAACGUUGGAUGACACAUCUCAGGAAGAAAGGCAGAUGGAGCAAUUGACUAGAGAGAUGGGAAGAGCAUUUACUAGUGGCCAUCGGCAGGUGCAACUUAUCAAGACUGCUGCCAGACAAGAAAGUAGAGCCAGCGAACGUCGACUUGCUGCCAGUGCUGCAGUAGCUCUUUCCACUGCUCUCCAGGAGUUGGGGUUAUCUUACCGAGCUGCGCAGAGCCACUACUUGCAGCAAUUGAAUUCGAGGGAAGAAAGGAGUCGACAGUACUUCGAGGAAGAUCAAGAGUUUGCGUCUGUUGAACCAUCGGAUUCAUGGGCAACGGAUUUAAAGUUUGCCCAAGUUGGUGGAAGUAACUAUGAACAACAACACGAUCGGCAGUUACAGCAAGAGGUCCUUUUGGAAUUUGAUGACGAGGAACGAACCAGAGAAGCAAUGAUAAGAGAACAAGAAGUUGGACAUAUUGUACAGAGCAUAUCUGAUCUAAAUCAUAUAUUUAAGGACCUGGCCCACAUGGUUCAGGAUCAAGGUAGCGUAUUAGACCGAAUUGACUACAACGUCGAACAGACACAAGUACAGGUGCAAGAGGGUUAUAAGCAAUUAAAGAAAGCUGAUUCGUACCAAAGAGCGAAUCGCAAAUUAUACUGUAUAAUGGUGCUGACAAUUAGUAUAAUAUUCCUCAGCUUCCUCUUUGUCAUAUUCAAAACUUAGUGCAAUUUUAUUAAUAAUAUCACUGAAUUAAAUAAUUAUCGUCCCACGGUUAUUUAAUUAAUUAAUUAAUCACUACAAUAUCGAAUUUAUCCAUGGACGAUUCAUGUGUAUGU
This is a messenger RNA of Diprion similis, 1425 nucleotides long. It is a transcript of the gene Syx16, whose product is annotated as syntaxin-16. Gene Ontology annotation, biological process: intracellular protein transport; vesicle-mediated transport; vesicle fusion. The transcript is spliced from 5 exons. Bases 329 to 1312 code for a protein of 327 amino acids. Gene Ontology annotation, cellular component: membrane; endomembrane system; SNARE complex. Gene Ontology annotation, molecular function: SNAP receptor activity; SNARE binding. The record is from RefSeq and is a predicted model, not a curated record. Lineage: Eukaryota; Metazoa; Arthropoda; Insecta; Hymenoptera; Diprionidae.